AUGAAGGAAUCAAAGGUUUUAGAUGAAUUUGCAGUGAAGCUAAGCAACCUAGUGAGUACCAUACGAACCUUGGGGGAUGCAGUAGAAGAAUCUUAUGUAGUGAAGAAGCUACUAAGAUUUGUACCAUCUAAGUUCCUUCAGAUUACUUCCACUCUAGAGCAAUUUAGGGACCUAGAAACAAUGACAGUCGAGGAGGUGAUUGGAAGACUGAAAGCCCACAAAGAAAGGAUGAGAGGUCACAGAGAGAGUGAUGAAAGAAAACUUCUCUUAACUCAUAAGGAAUGGUCAGAGAGGAAUAAGAAGAAAACAGAUGGAGAAACUAAGAAAAAGCCAAAUAGGGGUAGUGUUGGAAACUCACGUGGUCGAGGUAGAGAGGAGUUCGGAUACUAUGCAGCUGAGUGUAAGAAUCCUAGAAGAGAAAGAAAUCAAGAAAACAAUCUGAUACAAGACCACCAUGACAAUGAACCCGCUUUUAUUCUAUCAACCUUCGAACAUGGUGAAGUGUUUCUCAAUGAAGAAAAUGUUACCCCACAGUUAAGAUCACAAGGUAACACCUUCAACCAGUCAAGUAUGUGGUAUCUAGACACAGGGGCUAGCAAUCACAUGACUGGAGACAAGUGCAAGUUUAGGAAUCUGAAUGAGUCAAUUCAAGGAUAUGUGAAGUUUGGAAAUGAAGCAAAAGUUCGUAUAGAAGGAAAGGGCUCAAUUGUAGUUCAAUGCAAGGAUGGGAGUCAACGCAAGCAUGAUGAGUUAUAUUACAUCCCACACUUAUGCAGUAAUAUAAUAAGCAUGUGA
Lactuca sativa (garden lettuce) is the source of this 795-nucleotide messenger RNA. NCBI's taxonomy places the organism in Eukaryota, Viridiplantae, Streptophyta, Magnoliopsida, Asterales, Asteraceae. The record is from RefSeq and is a predicted model, not a curated record.